This is a messenger RNA of Brassica oleracea var. oleracea, 920 nucleotides long. Its product is annotated as ethylene-responsive transcription factor ERF012-like. NCBI's taxonomy places the organism in Eukaryota, Viridiplantae, Streptophyta, Magnoliopsida, Brassicales, Brassicaceae. The record is from RefSeq and is a predicted model, not a curated record. Gene Ontology annotation, molecular function: DNA-binding transcription factor activity; DNA binding. The coding region runs from base 249 to 920 and encodes 223 amino acids. Gene Ontology annotation, biological process: regulation of DNA-templated transcription. The transcript has a single exon.
UCACAUUUAUAUGCAUGAAACCGUACCAUAUUACAUUUGACUCUAUUUUUUAGAUUUAUGUCUAUAAAUAAUAUUUCAUUCUUCGUCUCCCAUAUCAUCUCUCAAUAUAAUACCUCACAUUAACACUUAUCCAAAAAUAGCUAUACAUAACAACACAAAACUCAAGAACAAUAUCUUCAUCACUUGAUCAAUACAUCGUUGUCCAACCAGUCUAAGUAACCUACGGGCUACGGCAACAACAUUACACCAUGGUGAAACAAGAACCUAAGAUCCAAACCAGCUCCAAGAAGGACAUGUCUUUGACUUCACCAUCUCAUUCUUCAUCUUCGUCUUCGUGUAAGAGCAAGAAGAAUAAGAUUAAGAAGUACAAAGGAGUGAGGAUGAGAAGUUGGGGAUCAUGGGUGUCUGAGAUUAGGGCACCAAACCAAAAGACAAGGCUUUGGCUAGGCUCUUACUCAACAGCUAAGGUAGCAGCUAGGGCUUACGAUGUUGCACUUUUGUGUCUCAAAGGCCCUCAAGCCAAUCUCAACUUCCCCACUUCUUAUUCUUCUUCUCAUUUUCUAUUAGACGAAAGUACCAUUUUGUCCCCGAAAUCUAUCAAAAGAAUUGCGGCUCAAGCUGCCAACAACUCAUUUGACCUUUUUUCCCCUUGUAUUUCGUCAGCCGUCUCGUCACCGCCCGAUCAUGAUCAGCAGCAUGAUGAUGAUGGCAUGCAGUCUUUGAUAGGGCCUUUGGUGGACUGUCAUGUGUCUUUGAUGGAUACAUCAUCAUCAUGGUAUGAUGGUGAACAUCAUGAAAUGUUAUUCUUCGGUGAUGGAGCUCCGUUUGAUUACUACCCUGAACUGAAUUCGACUAUGAAUAUGGUCAAUGAUCAGUACUUCUACGAAGAUGCUGAUAUUCCGCUUUGGAGUUUCAGUUGA